ACUGUGCUUCAGUGUGAUCCAUUGUUAAUAGUCUACCAAAAGAUUGUGGAUACACAUUACUUUGGUCAAUAGCUAUGACAGUGGCCACUGGAGAACCCACAGAUGAAGCAUCAGCUUUGCCAGAGCACCCCCAGGACUCAUAUGACCCUGAACCAGACCAUGAAUGUUGUGAGAGAGUGGUAAUAAACAUAUCAGGAUUGCGAUUUGAAACACAGUUAAAAACCUUAUCUCAAUUCCCUGAAACAUUAUUGGGGGAUCCUAAAAAGAGGAUGAGAUAUUUUGAUCCACUGAGAAAUGAAUAUUUCUUUGACAGAAACAGACCAAGUUUUGAUGCAAUCCUUUACUACUAUCAAUCUGGUGGCCGAUUAAGGAGACCUGUAAAUGUUCCUUUGGAUAUCUUUUCAGAAGAAAUCAGGUUUUAUGAACUUGGUGAAGAAGCCAUGGAGAUCUUCAGGGAGGAUGAAGGGUUUAUUAAAGAAGAAGAGCGUCCUUUGCCAGAUAAUGAGUAUCAAAAGCAAGUGUGGCUGUUGUUUGAAUAUCCUGAAAGUUCUGGACCUGCCAGGAUUAUAGCUAUUAUAUCCGUUAUGGUGAUUUUAAUAUCUAUUGUGAGCUUUUGCCUUGAAACAUUACCUAUUUUCAGAGAUGAAAAUGAGGACAUGCAUGGGAGUGCAGUAAAUUACCAUCAGUACUUAAACAGCACAUCUAGACGACAACAAUCUAACACAUUCACAGACCCAUUUUUCAUUGUAGAAACACUUUGCAUUAUUUGGUUCUCAUUUGAGUUUUUAGUCCGUUUUUUUGCCUGCCCAAGCAAAGCAGGCUUUUUCACCAACAUUAUGAACAUUAUUGAUAUAGUUGCUAUAAUUCCCUACUUUAUUACAUUAGGUACAGAACUGGCAGAAAAAUCUGAAGAUGGGCAACAGGGUCAGCAAGCAAUGUCAUUAGCAAUUCUUAGAGUUAUCCGAUUGGUCAGAGUAUUUAGGAUCUUUAAGCUAUCGAGACAUUCAAAGGGCCUGCAAAUCUUGGGCCAGACCCUCAAAGCUAGCAUGAGGGAAUUAGGCCUUCUGAUUUUUUUUCUCUUCAUUGGUGUUAUUCUUUUUUCUAGUGCAGUGUAUUUUGCUGAGGCUGAUGAGAGAGAUUCUCAGUUUCCCAGCAUCCCAGAUGCCUUCUGGUGGGCUGUGGUUUCCAUGACAACAGUUGGAUAUGGAGACAUGGUCCCUACAACAAUAGGUGGUAAAAUAGUAGGCUCCCUGUGUGCAAUUGCUGGCGUAUUAACCAUUGCCUUACCUGUUCCAGUCAUAGUGUCCAACUUCAAUUACUUCUAUCACAGAGAGACAGAGGGUGAGGAGCAAGCACAGUAUUUGCAAGUGACCAGCUGUCCAAAGAUCCCAUCAUCCCCUGACCUUCAAAAAAGCAGAAGUGCCUCCACUCUGAGUAAAUCUGAUUACAUGGAGAUUCAAGAAGGAGUUAAUCAUAGCAAUGAAGACUUUAGAGAGAAAAACUUAAAAACUGCAAAUUGCACCUUAGGAAAUACAAACUAUGUGAAUAUAACCAAAAUGUUAACUGAUGUUUGA
This is a messenger RNA of Bombina bombina (fire-bellied toad), 1574 nucleotides long. Its product is annotated as potassium voltage-gated channel subfamily A member 2. The record is from RefSeq and is a predicted model, not a curated record. Gene Ontology annotation, cellular component: dendrite; voltage-gated potassium channel complex; membrane. Gene Ontology annotation, molecular function: protein binding; delayed rectifier potassium channel activity. The transcript has a single exon. Lineage: Eukaryota; Metazoa; Chordata; Amphibia; Anura; Bombinatoridae. Bases 75 to 1574 code for a protein of 499 amino acids. Gene Ontology annotation, biological process: protein homooligomerization; potassium ion transmembrane transport.